Messenger RNA from Lipotes vexillifer (Yangtze River dolphin), 2026 nucleotides. It is a transcript of the gene NUDT3, whose product is annotated as nudix hydrolase 3. Gene Ontology annotation, cellular component: cytoplasm; nucleus. Lineage: Eukaryota; Metazoa; Chordata; Mammalia; Artiodactyla; Lipotidae. The transcript is spliced from 5 exons. The record is from RefSeq and is a predicted model, not a curated record. Gene Ontology annotation, biological process: diphosphoinositol polyphosphate metabolic process; diadenosine pentaphosphate catabolic process; adenosine 5'-(hexahydrogen pentaphosphate) catabolic process. Bases 1 to 426 code for a protein of 141 amino acids. Gene Ontology annotation, molecular function: bis(5'-adenosyl)-hexaphosphatase activity; endopolyphosphatase activity; diphosphoinositol-polyphosphate diphosphatase activity.
AUGUCGGUGCUACUCGUGAGCAGUAGUCGCCAUCCAGACCGAUGGAUUGUCCCUGGAGGAGGCAUGGAGCCCGAGGAGGAGCCAAGUGUGGCAGCAGUCCGUGAAGUCUGUGAGGAGGCUGGAGUGAAAGGGACAUUGGGAAGAUUAGUCGGAAUUUUUGAGAACCAGGAGAGGAAGCACAGAACGUAUGUCUAUGUGCUCAUUGUCACAGAAGUGCUGGAAGACUGGGAAGACUCAGUUAACAUUGGAAGGAAGCGGGAAUGGUUUAAAAUAGAAGAUGCCAUAAAAGUGCUGCAGUAUCACAAACCGGUGCAAGCAUCGUAUUUUGAAACGUUGAGGCAAGGCUACUCAGCCAACAAUGGCACCCCGCUCGUGGCCACCACUUACUCAGUUUCUGCUCAGAGCUCAAUGCCAGGCAUCAGAUGACUGAAGAUUUCCUGUAAGAGAAAUGGAAAUUGGAAACUAGACUGAAGUGCAGGUCUUCCCUCUCACCCUUGCUCUUUCACCUCUCCUCACAGGCCCCCUCUUUCAAAUAAGGCAUGAUGGGCAGCAGAGAAAGGGUUUAUUGAUAAUGUUGCUGUUUGGUGUUAAGUGAUGGGGCUUUUUCUUCUCUUUUUAUUGAGGGGGUGGGGGGUGGGUGUGUAAUUUGUCAGUACUUUUGUGCAUGAUCUGUCUCUCCCUUUUCACACCCCUACAAUUCUCUAAAGAGGCAAACAGCCUUCCCUCUGCCUUGGAUUCUGAAGUGUUCCUGUUUGUUUCAUCCCAGCCCUGGCCAGAUUUUUUUUUUUUUAAUUUUUUUUUUUAUUAAAAGAUACCAGUAUGAGAUGAAAUCUUUCAAGAAUUUGUCCUGUAAUGUGCUGUUAAGUCUGGUAGGUUGGUCACUUUCACUGCAAGAUACAUUUAUCUACACAUUAUAUACUGGGCAUAUAAUAUGUAAAUAAAUGACUUUUAGAAGAGGGAUUUAACUGUUUAAUUUUUCAAAGUUUUGUUUUUUAAAUUCAGGGUGUUUCUGAAGUGGAGAGACUCACAAUUAAUUUACUUUUUUGUUUCUGAUGCUAGUGGCUAUAGGUAAAGUUCCCUGUCCUCUCUCUUUUCCCCAGUCAUUGACUGUAGUUAUGUAGGGUAUAGGAAGAGUUUAGCUACCUUCAUAGUGCUCCCAGGACUCAUGGCCUUCUCUUCUCAAAGCUGUGUUUCCAUGCCAAGAAAGAAACAGGAAGAAACCUAUUUUCUUUUUUAUUACCAAGCCAGGAGCAAAUGGCCUCAGCUCAGAUCUGGAGAAACAAUGCUAGAAAUUGAGUUCCUCCCUACAUGUUGACAAUAGGGAUUUGAACUGGAUUCUUGGGAUUACUAUCUAAAAAACUGGAGCAUCGAGCACUGUUUCUAUCCUGCUGGUUUGGAGUUUUUUCCAUAAUGCUACUUAUCGCCGACAAAGGCCUCUCUCCCUGUGCAUCCAUGCCUUACACCGUGCUGAACUGGAUAUUGUCCUUGUGCUGUGAAGCAUCCAACUGUACUUGGCAAGUGCAGCUGUACAGUCCUGUCCCUGUUCUGGGUAACCAUGUUACGUUCCUGAAAAGUACACAGGAGGAAAAUUCAGAUGUUUGCUUGUCUUUGUAAUGUUAUAGCACUUGUAAUUGCACCAUGGAGCAUGCUCAGAAAUAUUAAAUAUGUCUCCCACUGGGAUGUGAAAGGUCCAUCGUCCACUGAGAAGUGGUAUGGGAGAAUGCUUAAUCAGUUAUUAGAACAGCAACGUAAUGCAUUGGCUCCCUGCAAACUGUCUUGUUGGGUUUUGAUACAGGUUUGUUGCUGGCUUCAUUUGCCAAUUGUGUUGUUUAGUCGAGAAGUACGCAGAAAAGGGUCUUGAGACCGGGGCUGGGGGUGGGGGGCACUGAUCAAUCCCUGGCUUGGGACAGGAGUUUGUUGCUAUACUCUUAGUGGCAUCUCCUUUGUCAAAACAUAGCCAAGAUGUGAAAUUAAACUCGUAGUUCUCUUUAUUUAAAAAUUCUAAUAAAUACUCAAACUUUGAAAA